Seriola dumerili (greater amberjack) is the source of this 614-nucleotide messenger RNA. RefSeq names its product interferon alpha-inducible protein 27-like protein 2A. Lineage: Eukaryota; Metazoa; Chordata; Actinopteri; Carangiformes; Carangidae. The coding region runs from base 104 to 391 and encodes 95 amino acids. Gene Ontology annotation, biological process: apoptotic signaling pathway. Gene Ontology annotation, cellular component: mitochondrion; membrane. The record is from RefSeq and is a predicted model, not a curated record. The transcript has 4 exons.
AGGCUCAGAAGCAUCCGAGCUGCUGCUGCUGCUCUCAUACUGCAACAACAGUUAUUGUACCGGAUACACCACACCCUUUUUGUGUUGGCUACUCUGAGUGAAAAUGGGGCUCUUGACUUACAUGGCCGUUGCUGCUGGAGCAGGCGGCGCAGUGAUCUCUGCUCCUCUUGUUCUGGGAGCCGUAGGUUUUACCUCAGCUGGAAUAGCAGCUGGGUCCUACGCUGCAACCAUGAUGUCGUCUGCUGCUAUUGCAAAUGGAGGUGGAGUGGCAGCAGGAAGUGCGGUGGCUGUUUUGCAGUCAGCAGGUAUGGCUGGUCUGUCAACAACUGCCACUGCAGCUGUGGCUAGUGCUGGAGGGUCAGUAGCAGGACUGCUGGCUGUGCUCAUCUGAGACCAAGCUGAAAGUCAUGAAGGAAUUAAAUAUUAGGAAGAAUAUACAUAUAUAUACGUAUAUAUAUUUACUGAAUAAUGUCAAUGAAGUAGAUAACCUACUGAAGGAGAACUUGUGUGCAUUUGAAUUGUGAGGGGGACUGAGAUAAUGUUUAGUUUUUUGUUUCUACAAAACACAUUUACAUUGUCAAGAACAUUCAAAUAAUGAAAAAUAAUUCAUAAAU